Messenger RNA from Emiliania huxleyi CCMP1516, 654 nucleotides. RefSeq lists its product as hypothetical. NCBI's taxonomy places the organism in Eukaryota, Haptophyta, Isochrysidales, Noelaerhabdaceae. The transcript is spliced from 2 exons. The coding region runs from base 204 to 485 and encodes 93 amino acids. The record is from RefSeq and is a predicted model, not a curated record.
CCCCGCCGCCGCCCGCGGAGGGCGCGCCCGGAUACGCGCCCACGCUGCAUGCGCCGCGCGCGCCGGCACCGCUGGCGGCCGCUGCGGGAGCGGUGCCCACCUUGAAGACGCCGCGAGGUGCGCGGUCGCUGGCGACUGCGUUGGGAGGGCUGACCACGCUGAAGACGCCUCGUGGCCCGCGCCCCCCCCCCCCCGCCGAUAACAUGGCCGAAAACGAGCGGAUCGAAUCGGAGCGGCGGGCCUCUGAGGCCCGCCGCUCGUCGGGCCUGUACGUGGACGACAGUUGGCGGACGGCGUGCAGCUCGGACCGCUUCUCGGAUGCCGAAGCCGCGAACGAGCUGAGGAUGAUUGACGAGCUCCAAAAGGAUCGCUCGAGAGCGAUCACCACUCCCGAUAAGGGCCCGAGUGAAGCCAAUGUGGGCGCGCUCGACCGGGCGCGCGCCACGGCAGCUCAAGGACAUUCGUCAGGAAUAUCCCGGAUCUGAAGAGACGCGUUUCCGCUUCCGCCCUGUUCCUGACUUUAGUCGAAGCAUGUAGCAGCCAGACAGCUCCCCAAACUCUAGACUUGAGUUGUGUCCGACUUGUGUGAUGCCUCCAUGCGUUUUCCUGCGACCCGCGUCCGAUGACGACGACGCCCUAAAAAAAAAAAAAAAA